Molecule: messenger RNA, 5757 nt
Organism: Echinococcus granulosus
Lineage: Eukaryota; Metazoa; Platyhelminthes; Cestoda; Cyclophyllidea; Taeniidae
Product: zinc finger protein
Exons: 20
Coding region: 1-5757 (1918 amino acids)
Cellular component (GO): cytoplasm
Source: RefSeq, a predicted model, not a curated record
AUGAGCUACUCCUCGUACGAAGGUAGACUUCUGGAGGUGUUUUCUCACUUUGGGAUGAUCCAAAAAGACGCUUCCGAAGAGGGCGAGGACGCGCUGAUCAGUGUGAUAUUGAAGAUUCCAAAGACACGCCUGCUUAAAGACAUUGGACAGUUGACAGAGGCGUAUCUUGCUAUGCAAUCCCUUAAUCCAUCCAACGCGGUAAAUUACCUGAGUUUCGUGACUGGAACCCUUUUCGAACUGGUUAGUCAUCCUGACCCUGACGUCCGAAUGGCGGCUGACGAGGGCAUCAACCAGAUUGUUAAGUUUGCAAAUAUUCAUCUGAUUCAAUGCGUAAUUUGUGAGGUCUUUUUGGAAAUUAAACGCAGCCUCCACGCCCGCUCCCUGUCCUCAGCUCUACGCAAGUUUUCAGCCUGCCUCGGUCGGAUUAAUCCCAAGAAACGGAGCGUCGCCCGCACCACCUCUGCACUGGCGAGACUGGCACGAAGGUUAUGGGACGAAUUGAUAGGAUCUCUUAACUCUCCGUCGGGUCGUCUCCUGCCCUGUUGGAAUAAUUCAUCCGAGAAUCCGACGAUAUACGCUGUCAACAUUCUACCGGCUCUGAACGGACUGAUAAACCGUGAGGAGGAAAUGGUGUGGGACUGCUUCGCUGAAACUAUUGAACCCAUCGCUAUCUUUAUCUUCCCUCACACCAGCCAACAGGAACUCAUUACGCUCCUUCUAAGGGGUUUGUUGGAGAAGGUGGAAUGCGAUAAGAAUUACAUUAGACGAUCGGCAGCUACGAUCCUCGCGUCUUCAGUGGUGCACUCGCGACUACCGCAUGAGCUCUCUUAUCUACUAAUUCAGCAGCUCGUUGGUCGUGUGCUAGUGCUAAAACAGCGUUUUUUGUCGCGAGGAUCCGGAGGUAUGGUGGCGACGGCGGCAGUGGGCCUUCAGGGCUGCCUCUGCACUCUUCGCAAUCUCGCCUCGCUCUAUUCACGGAUUCCGACAACUGCGUUAGUGAAUGAACGCACUAAAUCCAAAGGUCGACCUUCACCCUCCACCUACCUAUCAGCUUCGUUGAUUGACCUGGGCGUGGGGAUUGCAGAUUUUGCAAACUGGUCUCGCGAAAGCCUGGAGUUCUUUUGGUGGAGUGUGGUGCGUCUCCUCUGCCUGCAGCUGGCAUGCCGUAAACAUCAAGCAGCAUCGUCGUCUACGAUGGUCUGCACAGCGGCGCUGGAGUGUCUUUUGGAGAUUCUCUCGUCCACACCUGCGGGCCGUCCCCCCACGGAACUUCCUGAGGGAUUUCAGGAGGCCUUGGGGGCCUUUUGUAGUACGACAUGGCCUCAUUCGCCGUCAGCGGUGCUGCAUCUGGAUGACUAUGACUCGUCGGUGGAUGCCUCUGACGCAGACGAUGGCAGUUCAGUGACCUCUCAUUCUGCAAUACCACUUACUUCCACCAUCGUUGAAGGUGAAGGAGAAAAAGUGUCCCUAGUAAAGCGAAACCUUCUUCCCCCUACAUCGUCGACACCCGCUCAGCGGGAAACAGAGGCGUCUCUUAACGAUCUUCCAUCUUCACAAGUAGAUGCUCCUGAUGGACCAGAAUUUGAGGAUGAAAAUGAGAUCGUUGCCACCUCCUCACUGCACAGUUUUUUGGGUCUCUUUGCGCACCGAUUUGGUCUCCUGUCGGGUGCUCAAUUAACGGCUCGUGCCGCGGCGCAAUCGCUGGCGGUGGCGUGUUUGGCGAAACUGUCGCUUACACUUCCUCCAGAGUUAUUUUUUGAACCACUCUCAGAAGAGGAGGGCGAAGAGAAAAAAGCCGUUACUGGAAUUGAAAUGGCUCUUCACUUGAUGCACCACAGCGAUCCUCAGGUGCGUGGCAAUGCAUGUCUCCUCGUAGGAAAUAUUCUGCAUUCCACUGCAACAUACGCUUUGAUCAAACCGACGUCAAGUCUGAAUACGCAUCAGCAUCUGCAAAUUUACCGUCUCAUCAGUGGUCUCGACGAUCUCCUUGCCUCUGAGAAAUCGGGCAUCACUUACCGCAUGGCUCUGAAGGCCCUUCGUUCCUGCGCCAACACACUUCUCCAUUUGCCAGCCGUCGUUUCUACUGUUGACAUGGAAACAGAGUCGGCGUCCGUACGUUUGUUGCAGUGUAUAGCCGCCCGACUGGUGGAUUGCGCUCGACAUCCUUACCGCCUGGUGCGACGCGAAACUCUACUUCUGGUCGCUGGUCUCGACUGGGACCAGCUGGAACAUUUGGAACGGGCUUGGUUCGGCCGUCAUAGAAACGGAACUUCCACGCGUCUUGUGGCGGCCACGCCGUUGUCGGUUGUCGCUUGGAACGAAUGCCUCCGAUUGUUCGCUGAUGCUGAUCGUUCCCUCGGUCGGGAGGCAUUCCAUUCCCUCCUAGCUCUCGCUAAACGCACUCCAUCUGCUGAUCUUCAAAGGACACAGAUGAGUGGUGUUGAUUUGGAAUCGGUUGAUACCGUUGCUGCCCAUCUUUUCGAGCAUUCGGCUCUCACAGGUCAGAACGCCGUCGCGUGUGAUCUUCCGGUUGCUCAAGGCAAUUACACCCCCAUCGUUAGUGGUUUCACAGACGAUUUGCGUUGCGUGACCAAGGACCUCCCUGUGUAUUUGAGGUUUUCGGCUCCGCCAUCCCCUUCUACUCAACAGCUAAAGUCAUCGACAACUCAUAGGCACCGUUUGUGGCGGCAUCGACACAUUCGUGGGCUGCAUCGGGUGUUUCGGGAGCUUGUGGAUAGUUUUCUGGAACUGUCACCUGUCUGUGAUAGUCCGGAGAAUCGGAGCAUGAUGCAUUCGUUAAUCUUCGGUCUGGCCGAACUGCUCGGUCGUCCACCAAUAACCUCGAAUCAUCUCCUCUGGUACACUCCAUCCCCCUUCCCACAACCCUUGGAUGAAGGCAAUGAAAAUACGGGGGUCUCUCCCGCCCGUUUCGCCUUGCAACACUACCAACGACGUCCCAAGAUGGCCCUCCUUCUGUGGCACUGUAUCUCCCAGCUCGCAAUUUCACCCCUUGCCUUAACCGAUCUGGCUUUGCAGGCUCGACUGCUUUGUCUAGCUUCAGGAUGCGCCCUGCGUUGGGGCGUUAGCAGUCUAUUGGAAGGAAGUAUUCCAGCAGGUGGAAAAAUGGAACUGCAUCACGAUCACGCCUUCACUCGUGCAUCUGCAGCUCUUCUCAAGCACGUCAUCAAACUAUUGGCAAUGUUCUGGCACGUCUUCAAGGGAGUGAAACCGAGUUCGACGGCAUCUACCACCUCCACCAAUAUCAUCUCCAACUUCGUUGGGGGUAAUCUGGCCACCUCCUCGGUCCCAAUCGCCAGCGCAUCGAUUGGAGGUGCCUCUGCCAGUCCCUCCACCAUCGUCACUACAACGAUAACUACCAGUCAGACUAAGUCCAAGUCCAUUUUCGGCUUACAGUUUGUUCAAACUACCGAAACGGAAGAAGAGGAGAACCGCUUGGUGCUUGGCAGUCGGGAGACUCACGGCUACUUUGCCGAUUCCCUGGAGUACAUGCAACUCUACAAUACCAUCAGAGCGUCUUUUGAAGCAUUUAAGGGUCGAAUUCUGCCGCCCCGAGCUCUCGAGAACCACCGAACUAUGCAGGGCUCACUGCACUACACCGAUCUCGAGCACCGACCUUUUAAUCCUGCUUGUGAUAACGUUCUCUUCAUUGAUCUGGAAUACUUACCCCCAAACACGCCUAUGCUGACGUUUGACAAUGACUUCAGGUCUAUAUGCUAUCCAGGAAUAGCUAUUCCCCUCUACAUAGCCGGUCCCAUGUUAGUUUUGCGCUUAAAGUGUGAACAAGCCUCCGAUGAAGACAGUGACAGCUUCUUUUAUGACUUGGAAGCGGAGGAGGUUCAGCCACCAACGCCCGAGAAUCCCCAAUGCGAGGUGUGCCGUUUGGUCGAUUGGCUGUUGCGAGAUUGUGAGGACUACAGGGACUGUUAUGAAUACUUGCAAAGCAAAUCUCAGACCAUAAUCUACGGGGCAAUGAAGGAGAUUUGGUGUCGUCUGGAACCCAAGCCACUUCUCAUUUCAGAGUGCCUUAUUUCAAUCUCAAGAAACAUUGAUUUGAAGAGGCUCACCAGAAUUAGAAGCCUUUCCUUCCCAGGCGAUUCGAAAUGCCUCAUGCGGAACCUGGAUUGGCCGACUCGAAGGGCCUAUUCGGUGACAUGGAUGAAUGCCAUCAUCCGUGCUGUUCGUCAAACUCUAGAUUGUGGAGGCAUCUUCAAUGAUGUCGCAUGCUUUAUCUUCGCCAAUCUCACUCGAAUUUUGCAGGAUUUUGUGAUGCGGGUAUCAAACCCUCCGGCCAAUUAUGAUUGUAUCAAUCAAUUUUACAUCCUCGAUGCCAUUCGACGUCGACCCAUCACGGUGAGGACUGCAAUUAUGCGGCUGGCGAAGGAGGUCAGCCUCCAUCUCACGCAUGUGGAUGAUAAUUGGUACGCGGGCGGGGGUUGUGGUGGGGAGGGGGGACGGGAGGACCCCAGAGACAUAUAUACUGGUGAUGCACUAGCACAAGGCGUGGUUGAAAAUAUUUUUGUUAUGAAUAUGCCCCAACUGUUCUGCAGAAAUGUCUCCCCCCACCAGCUGUACGUGCACCAUCGUGAUUGUCAAAGGCACCCGGAACGGUGUCCUUGUCGGACCUUAAUUCAUCCAACGAUGCAAGAAGUGUUAGAGCUAGAGCCACAAGUAUAUAACCCUCGACAUGAGUCUGAACUACUUCAUCGGCCGUUUGAUUCACAAAUCGACACAGACCUCUACAUUGACCUGGAGAACUUGCCUCCAGACACACCAAUGAUGACAUUUGGGAAUGACUACGAUUUGCUGUCAGAUGAAGGUAUUAGCAUCCCCCUCUUUAUAGCAGGUCCUAUGAAGGUGCUGCGUAGCAUUAAUGACGAGCGUGGAAUUCAACACCCUGAUAACUUCUUGCUUGAUCUCGACUAUAGGCUAAUAUACGACCCAACACCCUAUGAGCCUCAGUGUGAUGUGUGCGAGUUGGUGCGGUGGCUCCUGACGGAAUGCGAGAAUUAUGGUCAGUGCUUAGAAGAGUUGUUUGGCCUGCAACAGAUUGUAAUUUUUGAGAUUAUGCGAGAGAUUUGGUGUCGGUUGCGUCCAAAACCCUUGGUCUUUUCGGGGCGACAUCUUCAGCACGCAUUAAGGAUCAACUAUUUCAUGCUGCCGGCCUCUAAUAUUUUUGUUUCUCCCAUGACUCCGAUGUUAGGGGAGAUCUUACCGGGCUGGGAGGAAGUGCGAUAUUCUUCGUUGGAGUGGACUAACGGCUUCAUGUUUCUCAUUCGCGACGACAUUGACAAUGCUGGUCCACUGGGUCAUAUAUCGGGUUUCAUUUUUGCCAACCUCAUUCGGCUUUUGCGUGUACACCUUGAAAAUGAAUUGCCCCAAUUGGCCGAAGGUACAAACUCGGAGUUUUACGUCUUAGAUGCUAUCCGAGCAAACCCAUUAGUAGUGCUGCAAGCAGUCAUGAAGCUGGGAAGAGCUGUCUUUCUGACGCUCACGGCACUGGAGGGAGAUUGGCUCCCCUACGAUACCCCACCGCCUCGAGGUUUUCGUAAAGAGGAGAGCCAGUGGUAUCGUCGCAGUGUACGACGCAUUGUGGAGAAUAUGCUGAUGAUGAACUUGGCUGAAUUAUUUUUUAAUGCUAGCAACGCGGAAAGCUUUUACAGACACCGUGAUGACUGUACGAUCUCCCCACAUACGUGUCUUUGUCGCUUUGCACGAUUUCUUGAAAGUACAAAUUAG